AUGGGGAUCCAAGUCGAGUCCUCGCUAGAACCUCCUCGAUCGUCUUUCGCGCAGCAGUACGGACCAUGGCACUACCACGAUGUGCGCUCAAGCCGGUACGGCUGGGGUGAAGGGGCGGCGCUCAUCUCGAACGCAUUUUCGGAGAGGUUUGCAGGAGCGGAGGGGAGUAAGAGCAAGACGGCACGGCCUGCUAUAGUCAUCGAAAGGGAACAGGAAGAAUAUCCGACAUCCGUCAGCACCAGUUUAUCACGGCCUCUCCCACCACUACUAGUCCAAGCAUCAUCACCACCAACACCCUCACCAUGGGUCUUUACUCAGAUACACCCAACAGAUCCCAUCCUCACAUUCCCGUUGAAUGUUGCCCUUGUAGCAUCACUACCAACCCCCAGGCCCUCGCUCAAACGCUCCCGCCCUUCAACAGACGUAGACGGCCACAACACCGCCCCCCUCCCCUGCAAGAAGCGACGUCUGCGUUUACACUUCGUCACCUCCCGUCUCUCUCGCCCCUUUUCCCUCCCAGCCACGCACAUCCUCAACCGGGAAUCCAUCCUAAAAGGAGACAAGAGACUACGAAGCAUAGCGGCAGCAGCGAACAAGAGGAUGGCCAUGGCUGGCUGGGGAAUGGGUGCCGCCGGGCAAAAUAGGAAUGGGGGUGGAGGUGGAGGUGGAAUGACGACAAUGGGAGGAAAUGGAAGUGCGGCGUGGUUGAGGAAGAUGGCGGUCAUGAAUCGCUUUCGGAUGAGGAUGUUGGGGGAGAAUUUGGCGAGGGCACAGCAGGCUGCGCAGGCUGCACAGGCACAGGCAGCAGGGCAGGGAGGGCAAGGAUCGGUUCCUGGUGGGCAGGCUGGCGGUCAUGCUGGGGCAAAUGGGGGAGGAGGAGGGAACACCGGAGGCGUGCCCAUGCAACGAACAGCGCAACAGCACCAAGGCUAUGCCGGAUCCGGGACAAGUCCACGGCUUCCUCCAGGCCAGCAGCUCCAAGCCGGUGGGCAACAACCACCAGUAAUAACAGGAUUUCCACCCCCAGUGAUACACACCAACAACACCACAGCAAGUUCAGGACCAUCAGCACCAUCAGCAGCACCACAGCGCCUCUCUCCGAGCCCACCACGUCUCCGCCCUCUUCGCUCGCCAGACCUUCGGCCCAUAGAAGACCAAGACUUGGACGACGACGAGGACGUUGCCUUCCCUACUUCGGCGCACGAAAGCCGAUACGAAGGCGAAGAAGAGGAAGAAGGACACGAAGUGUAUGCGGACUUUGGUGUGUUGUUCGGAGGAGGCGGCGGGGAUGAUGUCGACGAGGAGGAGGGAAAUAGCAUGUCUGGCGAGAUGCCCGUGGAGCAGCAGCAGGAGUCUUUGGAUGGGAUUCCUUGGGGGGCUAGUAGGUGUUGA
Neurospora tetraspora is the source of this 1392-nucleotide messenger RNA. RefSeq lists its product as uncharacterized. Lineage: Eukaryota; Fungi; Ascomycota; Sordariomycetes; Sordariales; Sordariaceae. The transcript has a single exon. The coding region runs from base 1 to 1392 and encodes 463 amino acids. The record is from RefSeq and is a predicted model, not a curated record.